Ogataea philodendri is the source of this 1074-nucleotide messenger RNA. RefSeq lists its product as uncharacterized. NCBI's taxonomy places the organism in Eukaryota, Fungi, Ascomycota, Pichiomycetes, Pichiales, Pichiaceae. The transcript has 3 exons. Gene Ontology annotation, cellular component: negative cofactor 2 complex. Gene Ontology annotation, molecular function: general transcription initiation factor activity; protein heterodimerization activity; TBP-class protein binding. Gene Ontology annotation, biological process: positive regulation of transcription by RNA polymerase II; negative regulation of transcription by RNA polymerase II; chromatin remodeling. The coding region runs from base 1 to 1074 and encodes 357 amino acids. The record is from RefSeq and is a predicted model, not a curated record.
AUGUCAGACAAUCAGCAACCGCAAGACGAAUUAUCAUUGCCCAAGGCAACAGUGCAGAAAAUCAUCUCGGAAGUUCUCCCGUCUGAGUUCAGUUUCACCAAGGACGCUAGAGAAGCUCUUAUUGAGUGCUGUAUUGAAUUUUUAAUGAUUUUAUCCACAGAGUCUAAUGAUAUCGCCGACAAGGAGCUCAAGAAGACAAUUUCUACCGACCAUGUGCUCAAGGCGGUGACUGAGCUUGGUUUUGUUGACUACCUGCCUGUUUUGGAGAAAUGUUUGAGCGAGUUCAAAGAAACUAACAAAGUUAAGGAACGCAAGAAUAGCAAGUUCCAGAACAGCGGGCUGUCUGAGGAAGAACUUUUAAGACAGCAGGAAGAGCUCUUCAGAGCAAGCAGGAACCGUCUUCAGCAACAGAAUGUCAAGGAAGAGAGCGAGUCAGUGAUGAACUGCUGUUUUUCCGGAGGAAGGAACCGUCUGAGUUUUUCUUGUUCUCUGGAAAAGAACGACUUGAACUCGUCUACCACGUUGAUGGCGUCUAUUGGCGUGUCCUUGGUCAACUGGUCAAGUUCCUCGAUGUCGUCUUCCUCGCUACGGUGCAAAAUCACGUCGUUGAAGCCCGAAAGAGCGCCCACCUCCCCGCUAAGCAAAGAUAUCAGUGCAAGAAUCUGUAGCUUGAGAUCGUACACGGUCGUGAGAAGCGUGUCACUGUUGUUGAACCAGAGCUCGAUGAAUUUCAUGAACGCGUCUCCGAAGGCCUGUGCAGUUGCAACCGGACGCACAAAGCAGGCCGAGAUGAACACCUUCAUCAGCGGCUUGAGAGUGCUCUCAAACACCUCACGGUCUUCUGGGUUGGAUUGCAACUUGAUCGACGUUUGCAAAACUGGUUGCAGUAUCUGCGGCAAAACAGGCUCGAUAUUUGGCCCCACAGACAGAAGGACCACUUGUAGUAGCUCGUACACAAACUCCACCACUCCUUCGUCUCCGUCAAAGUCGUCUGUGUCCAAAAGUCUAAGCACAGAAGUCAAAAACUGUUGCAGGUGCAAGUUGCUAUUGAUAUCUGCGUUUUUGAAUCCGUAA